GGUUGCCCGGAACUCGUUGACCGGUCUACACUAUGCCGCAACCGCGGCAGUGACGUGCGCAUGACGCGCUGGUUCGUUCAACAGCAGAGCAUAGCGCGCACGGCACGCGCCGCCAGUCUAUGCUCGUCGCGCACCUCUUGCGCGCGCUCCAUAUAUCAAUACAAAUCGCGAAAGUCGACCGCAUUAUUGCAUUCAAUAGGUGUCUUCACACUCUUUUAGAAAAGGUUCGUCCUUUUCGUCGUGCAUCCGUUUUAUUUAAUUAGCCUGUAAAUAAAACCAACCCAAAGAUGGACACCAUAUUAAACUGGUACACGGACCUCAUGGACAAUAAGGGAGAUCCCCGCGUACAAGACUGGCCGAUGAUGUCAUCGCCGAUGCCCACCCUGGCUAUAUGUGUCACUUACGCGUACAUUUCUCGUGUACUAGGGCCACGGUUGAUGGAGAACCGCAAGCCGUUCGAAUUGAGAAGUGUUCUAAUAGUAUACAACCUAGCACAGACAAUAUUCAGCGCCUGGAUAUUUUAUGAAUAUUUAAUGAGUGGUUGGUGGGGUCAUUACAACUUCAGAUGCCAGCUCGUAGACUAUUCGCGAAGCCCGAUGGCGAUGAGGAUGGCGAACACGUGUUGGUGGUACUACUUCAGCAAGUUUACGGAGUUCUUCGACACUCUGUUCUUCGUACUGCGUAAGAAGAACGAGCAGGUGUCAACUCUGCACGUGAUACACCACGGCAUUAUGCCCAUGUCAGUCUGGUUCGGGCUUAAAUUUGCUCCUGGUGGUCAUAGCACUUUCUUCGCUCUGUUGAAUACUUUUGUCCACAUAGUUAUGUACUUCUACUAUAUGAUAUCUGCGAUGGGACCUAAGUACCAGAAAUAUAUUUGGUGGAAGAAAUACCUCACCGCCUUCCAGAUGGUGCAGUUCGUGCUGAUAUUCAGUCACCAGCUGCAGGUAUUGUUCCGGCCGUCGUGCCAGUACCCGCGCGUGUUCGUCUUCUGGAUCGCAAUGCAUGGAUUCCUCUUCCUGUUCCUGUUCAGCGACUUUUACAAAGCGCGCUACAAAAACAAUAAUUCUGAGAGGAAAGCUAAGUUCGCGAAUGGACUUUGUAUGGCGGUGAUGGACGAUAGCAGCUCGCUGAACGGCAAGCACGGAUACAAACAGGACGCCGGCUCGGAGGUGCCGAGCUCAUACGCGUCCUCCGCAGCGGACGCGUUCGUACGCAAACGGCCGCUAUCAUAGGGGACCCGCCCUAACAUCACUCUAGCUUUAACCCGUCUCUCAACUGCGACGGUCUGCACUGCAUCGAUUUGCACCGGUCCUGUACUCUGAAAAUCGACAAUCGUUAUGACGUGGACACUCCAGUCAUCUAUCCUGCUCUAACUUACGAUAUACCGCCGUAUCUUGAUUUGGCCAUCUAUCGUCCGCCAUAUGGUUCAAUGAUUAAGUUUUGACGAUUUACUCGACUAUACUCAGGCCAGUCGAUUUGGUAGGGUGACCAAAAUACUAUGUAAGCAGAGUUGGGCUACAAUCACGGUUUUAUCCCAUCUCUGUAUGUGCGUAAAUAAAAUAAAGUCAUAAUUAACAAUUAUUUAUUUAAACAAUAAAAAUCGGGUAAAUCAUCAAAUACGUUGCUCCCGUCGAUCUGCCAAACUUUUAACCUGGCCGAUAGUGAUUUUCCUGGUCGAGUCAAGAAAUGGCGGCAUAUCGUGAAAUGCUCGGGCAAAUUUUGACCGACCCACGGUUUUAAAGCUUUAGAGUACACUUGUUGCCUCGAGUUGUACUACAUCAGGCUAUAUUUCACCGUGCUGCGGUCUACUAGUGUCUAUGGACGCUUUAACAGAGGCGUGCCUUAACCUGCAUUAUACGCGGAACACUAGUUUCCUCUGUGUCCGCGGACAUAAGAUCGUCCCGACGCUGUCUAUUACGGCUCCCUCUAUUUAAUGUAUUAUUACUUUAAAGAGGAAAAAUGUCGAGUUUGCCUUUACAUUAGAUAUCUACUCGAAGAAGAUCCGGAUGCCUCGACGUAUUUAAGUACAAAUUAUUGUAAAAACUGAUGAUACAAAUUGUCGUAUCUGGCAUUUUAGAUCUGAAUGUCAUUUAGGCGAGUGUUCCUGUUUUUCAGUAAUUAUAAUUUCAAAUUAUGUUUGUCGAUUCACAGUAAUAGUCGUUUUGUUAGUUGAAGUGAGAUGGGCAUUUUGUGUGUAUAUUUUUUACUAUAAAUGGAUGUAGCCGUUAAAUAAAUCAUGUAAUUAGGUAUCCUUGGAGGUUGGCGGAUAAUUUGUAAAUAAAAUUUUGUUACGAAGUUGCUGAUUUUAAGUAAUUAUUUAUAAGUCAUGUUACCGAGUCUGUACGGCCAUGUGAUUCGCUAACUAUGUGUAUAUUCAUUUUCUUCCCGCACUGAGCUCAAGUAUUUUUAUACUUUAUUUUCAUAUCUAGUAAAUCGUUAAUAUUUAUACAAUAGAUCAAAUUGAACAAAAUGAAUAAAAUACUUCUGCAUUUUUAUAUUUUGAGCCUGAAUCUGAACUGAUUGUAAUUAUGAAACUCAUUUUCUUAUAUUAAAAGAAAUAAGAGCUAUUUAUUUACAUUUAGAAUUUUUUAAUAAUGUUUUUCACCUCUUUUGUCUAUAUAUAAGAUUUCUAAUUUCACGAUCUAUCGAUAAUUUAUACUAAUCGGAUAUCUGAAAAAUGUUACCAAAUAAAGAUUUAAAAUGUCAUGAUGAAAAAAUAUAUAUUUAUCCCACAAAAGAAUUUGUACUGCUGUGUUAAGAAAAAAGUGAACGAAUGGUGUUGUGAAAACAAUAUUAUUCAUGUCCAUUUCACCUAAUCGUGUACAAUUCCCCUUAAUGUUUUAUAAGACAUAAAAGCACUUAUUGUAUACUUUUUUAUGAAUUUUUAAAAGAAGUUUACCUUAACACGGCAGUAAGCUUUGUGUUAUUGAUAUUUUCUAUCUGUCUUAAUUAUUUUUUUAAGUUCAAAAUUUUAAUCCAUUGUUAUAAUUUUCUGGAAUUGUAAUGGGAUUUGAUAUUUUUGUGUUGAAUAGGCACAGUAUCUGGGUCUAUUCACAAAUCAGAUUAUUAAUGUAUUGUAUCGCCGUAUCCAUGCUUUAAAUGUUGUGCAAGCGUGGCGUGUGCAGUGGCUUUAAAGCGGUUCGCCGCUGUAUGCAAACCUGCUCAAGUAUUCUUGCGUAUUCACUCUUGCAUCUUUAUUUAUUAUUUUAAUAAAGGAUUUUACUAUU
Messenger RNA from Diatraea saccharalis (sugarcane borer), 3227 nucleotides. The record is from the annotation of a GenBank genome assembly. NCBI's taxonomy places the organism in Eukaryota, Metazoa, Arthropoda, Insecta, Lepidoptera, Crambidae.